AUGGGCUCCAUCAGGGAACCCAUUUCUCGCGCAACUCCUGACCCAGACGACGAUUACCAUCCUGCCUCAUCCCAAAACAACCAAGGUCACCUAUCCGAUCAUAUAGAAGUCACACGCACCAAGAAGCGCAAGCAAUUGGUCACUUAUUCUUCCGACUUGGAGCUCACUAACAACACCCAGGUUUGGUCCAUUCCUGAGUCACCCACUUUGUCAUUAGUAGCUAAAUACCUGUUUACAACUCCACAGCCGCACCAAAGCAAUAGUAAGCCAGCAAACCAAACCGACCCAGAGGAGGAAGAUCCAUCUGAUACGCACAGAACUGCUACCCGUAAGGUCGAGAUUAAGAAAGCAAAUGCACGAUAUAUCUUGUGGAAAGAUAUGUAUGAUUCAACCAAGGCUCGAGUCGAAGCUCUGAGGGCUGCCACAGACCCUGACGAUGACGCUAUCAUGGAGGAGCUGGCCAAUCUCAGCAAGGAUCUUGACAAGUACAACAAAUCGGUCAAGGAGAAGAAGUUACACCUUGACAAAUUAAUUUCUCAAGGAUGUCAAGGUGAAGUUGAGGUUGUAGUCUAUGAUCCUGCCAAUAAUCGCAAGCAUCGGGAUUCCACCUCUAGAAGCACACCACACUCCCCUGGAGUGCUCCGCAAGCGACAGAGGAUGAACCCUAAGCAUCGAAAUCAAACUGGCGUUAUCAACACACCCAGAAGGCGAAGUCAACGAGAGGUCAAGAGUACUCAAGACGUGACUGCCUCUGAUCUAGAAUUAGAAGAACCAACUGAAAACCCCCCUGACGCCCCAUCACAAUCCCUGUUCACCUGCGGAGACAUUGACUUGACAAAACUGAAGGUUCAAAUAAAACACAUCACCCCUUCCUUCUUUCCUGAUCAAAAGCUCGCCAAGAGCACUCACUCGGCGAGCUUGAAUGAUAUUUUAGAAAUCAUUAAGGAUGUAACUCCUGAUGAGGCCCGUUACAUCAGAUCCUUCAUUGAGCUCCUACCUUCAAACCAAUUCAACUGGGGACAAGCCUUGGGGCCAAGCGUUGCCAAUAUCAUCUUUUGCUGGACCCACGCUAUGCCUCCCCCACGGGACAUUGGUGAUGAUAAUUCAAUAGGAGCAGACAUCAAACGCUUGAUCCGGAUUUGUACACAUCAAGACAUGAUCAACUUCCUCAAGACUGCUCCGCGCAUUAUGCAGAUGUCAACCACCGAUCAAUUCUUCAAGGCAGAAUCCAUCAAUUGGGAGCUUCUUGAGCAGUCAAUCCAGGUAACUUGGAAAGACAGGAAUGGGUUAUUCAAGGCACUUCAUGCGAUGGCCUGCAGGACGGACAACAAACUCCAAUGGACCUCUGAAUCCGGUAUUCAAUCAAGGUUGAAAAGGUCUUAUUCUAUCAUUCAUCAGAUUCUACUAGACUCCAUUAGGAACCUGUCUCAUAACACUCCUCAUAUUGACAUCAAGAUCAAAACUACCGGAGAACAUGCGGUGCCUUUAGACAUGGUGGACAUUGCAAAGGGGAUAGGUGGGGUUUAUCAACAAAUCAUGGUCCGUGGGGAUGGAGAGGAUGGUGAUGAAAUUAGGAAAGUGAACAAGAAUGGUAUGGAAUGGCUUCAGAGGCGGUACUUAUUGGUAUUGAUUGGUCUUAUGCUUGUUUAUGAAGGUCAUGUUUACAAUCAAAAGUUUGAAGAUUACAAGAAAGCUAAGAGAAGGACUCAAGCUGAAGUCAGAAACAUGAAAAAGAUACUUAAAGAUGCCUCAUGCCUCAAUCAACUUAGCAGUAACUGGGUCCAGCUCCACCCGGACAGAGCCAUCAAACCAUCACAGAAAGCUAUCGAUGGCUCCAACAACGCUGCAGCUAAAGUUUCCAACGACGACAUGAGGAUCAAAGCGGUUCGUGAUGCUAGUGAACUUCGAAGUGAGGCCCUCAGAGCUCUAAGUCUCUUCCUGCUCUACGGCACCGCGGGUCUUUUCCACGUAUGGCCAGCUCUCCGGGAGCUAUUACUCCACGAUUCAUCUUACCUUAUCAACUUCACCUCCAUUCUAGCAACUCGAUUUCACAAAGGUGCAAUCAAGGACAAACAGGUGUACUAUGAUCGUGCUUGGAGCUGUUUAGAUAAUCAUAUGAUGACUUUGCUGUCACAAUUUGUCAGCAAUGAUGGAGCCUUUCGAAAGAAUCUUGACUGGCCUGGAAUGACUGUCAUGUUCUCUCAAGAUUUUGAUACCUACGUCUUAUCUCCCCUUUUCAUACUGGACCUUACCAACGAGCUCUACACACCUGGUCACAGCCGCACUCCUGGAGGUUUGGAAGCUCCUCAUGUCUUGUUUGAAGGGAAGAACAGUUUACCUCUCCUGUCCUUCAAAACCAACGAUUUACAUGAUAUCCUCACCAUAAGUACAGGAGAUAAUGAUGAUGAUGAUUGGUCUGAGAAGAGGGAAAAGGCAAGGAUUAAAGGUAAAGCUAAGGCUAAAUCAAAUGUGGCCUCUAGCAGAGCUUCCACUUCAAAACAUUGA
Messenger RNA from Melampsora larici-populina 98AG31, 2505 nucleotides. RefSeq lists its product as uncharacterized. NCBI's taxonomy places the organism in Eukaryota, Fungi, Basidiomycota, Pucciniomycetes, Pucciniales, Melampsoraceae. The coding region runs from base 1 to 2505 and encodes 834 amino acids. The transcript has 10 exons. The record is from RefSeq and is a predicted model, not a curated record.